UAUAAUUUCGAUGCCAGACAGUUAUGGAGAUUGUAGACAGACUAGCAGUUUUCCCGACAUCCAGCUCGCAUACAAGUGUGAAAUGCCGUUUGACCUGCGCCCGUAGGGGUCGCGAUUUGCUUUCAAAACGAAUCGAUGGUCUCUUAAUUCGAUUUCGCGAAAUUAUGUUGCAAUUACUCAAGAAUAAAUCGCAGCUUGGCCAAGUUAUGAGAGACGCGGCUUUCUCGUUGGUCGAAGUUAAUUACGCGACAGGUGGAGUAAACGAGCUGGUCCUACAGGCGGUCGACAAGGCCAAAACCAAGAUUCGAACCAGACAGGAGAUGAUCGGUGGGAUUCGACUAUGGAUUUACGAGACCUUCCGCAGUGGCGCCGAUCCCUUCAAAUUUACGGGAUUAGCCAGAGGCGGUCAACAAGUGGCUAGAUUGAAGAUUAAUUAUGGAAAGGCGAUAGAUCUGCUGGUCGAAUUGGCGUCAUUGCAGCGCAAGUAUCAGAUCCUCGAUCGAGUAAUCAAGACAACGAGACGUCGUGUAAACGCUCUUCGCUACAUUAUUAUACCUCGGUUAGAACGGACCCUCGCGUACAUCGUCACCGAACUUGAUGAGUACGAGCGAGAAGAAUUUUAUCGUCUUAAGAAGAUACGAGAGCGGAAAACGAAGCGAUUACGUGAUCGACAGUCCUCUUACCAUUUCAUUCGGAGCACCAAUGUCCUACUAGACGAUACGGACGAGGAUCUUCUCUUUUAAUACGUAGGGUGUGUGUAUUAUAACAGAAUUGUAAUGAUUCACGAUUCGAGAGCACGCUUGAAGAAAAUACAGCGGAAGGUAGUCACCCUGCGAUAAAUGCCGAACCUCUGAACGAAGGAGGAAGCGCGAGAGAAGGCGAGAAUAUGAAAAAAGGGCACCAGAGCUGCGUAGGUCCAAUUAUACCAAGAAAAUACAGCCCGUAAAGCCAGUCUUAAAUUAACUAUGCUGCCAAACAUCGGGAUAUGAGAACGUGACUGCUGUUCUUUUCUCUCUCCUAAUAAUCUACUCUUGACAGAUCUCUCUCGUAGGUGUAGCAACUACGUUGAAAUAACGAAAAACCUCCUUUCGCACGAAAAUUUCAACU
Molecule: messenger RNA, 1107 nt
Organism: Trachymyrmex cornetzi
Lineage: Eukaryota; Metazoa; Arthropoda; Insecta; Hymenoptera; Formicidae
Product: V-type proton ATPase subunit D
Exons: 3
Coding region: 24-743 (239 amino acids)
Molecular function (GO): proton-transporting ATPase activity, rotational mechanism
Source: RefSeq, a predicted model, not a curated record